UUAGGUGACACUGCGUCGUUGCCCUGCGACGGGCCAUGACGCACGACACCCUCCUCAUGGCUCGUCACCCCAGCACCAGCUUCUAUUCAGAUACUUCCAGCCACCCCCGCCCCGUAUAUAUACCCCGCCGUCGCGACGUCCCCAUUCCCACCUUUCCCCCGCACCAUUCACACAUCCCCACCCCUUCUCAAGCCUCCAAUCAUGUCCCACGUCGUCGUUCGCUCUGUCCCCUUCUCCACCCGCCUCUCCGUAGGCUCUGCGAAGGAACUCGUCGCCCGCGACAAGGCCCGCGCCCAGAAGCUCCUUGCCGGCGUCCGGCCCCAUGGCCCCCUCGCGUUCCACGAGGAACACCGUCAACGUGAGCAUAAACGCCAUGAUCACCACGAGCGUCGUGAACAUCGACAUGAAGAAGCAGGUUCUGCCGCCCGCCACCACCACCACAGUGGUGGAUCCACCGGUACUGGCACUGGUGCAGGCACCGGCACCGGCUCAAGCGGCACUUCUCCCUCUUCGGGCGGUGUCGGUGUCGAUGUCACCGACGCAGGCGUCACCUACACCGCGAGCGUCGGCGUCGGUUCCCCCGCGACGAACUACACGCUCCUUAUUGACACGGGCUCUUCAAACACCUGGGUAGGUGCCUCUGCGCAGUACACCCAGACGAGCACGAGCAAGAGCACCGGCAACACUGUGAACGUGAGCUACGGCUCCGGCUCGUUCUCGGGCACUGAGUACACCGACACGGUCACCGUCGGCACUGGUCUCACCAUCCAGAACCAGUCAAUCGGCGUAGCUUCCACGGCUCAGGGCUUCCAGGGCGUCGACGGAAUCCUCGGUAUCGGUCCCGUCGACCUGACUAACAGCACUGUGUCGAACACCACCACUGUGCCUACCGUCACGGACAAUCUCUAUGCUCAGGGCACGAUCCCGACCGAGUCGAUCGGCAUCUCCUAUGUCCCCACCACCACGAACAACGCUGCUAAUGGCGAGCUGACGUUCGGCAACGUUGACAGCACCAAGUACACUGGUGACAUCACGUACACGCCGAUCACGACCACGUCGCCAGCGUCGAACUACUGGGGUAUCAACCAAGAUGUCACCUAUGGCCAGAACGGCACGUCCCUCCUGUCGGGCAAUGGUGGCAUUGUCGACACUGGUACUACGCUCCUUCUGAUCGCCACCGACGCCUUCCAGAAGUAUCAGAAGGCGACUGGUGCUACGAUGGACAGCACGACCGGCCUGCUGAGCAUCACCGAGGCACAGUACAACAACCUCCAGUCGCUGUACUUCACCAUCGGUAGUACCACGUUCGAGUUCACGCCCAACGCACAGAUCUGGCCGCGCAGCCUGAACUCGACGCUCGGCGGCGAGUCGGGCAAGAUCUACCUCGUCACCAGUGACCUCGGCAGCAACAGCGGGCAGGGACUCGACUUCAUCAACGGCUUCGCGUGGCUCCAGCGCUUCUACUCGGUCUUUGACACGACCAACAAGCAGGUCGGCAUCGCCAACACGCAGUACACGGACGCCACCACCAACUGACUCUCUACUGGCUCGGGCUCGGGCGCGCCUGCUACGAGCGGCGGCGCGAGCCAGAGCCCUGGUAAGAAGAGUGGUGGUAUCGGAAGGAUCGUGAGGAAGGCGCUGUGCAUGGAGUAGCGUGUAGGCUAAAGUAACGCGGACUCUCGGAUGGAUGAACGAAGGAUACCGAUGUACCACUUGUACUGUUUGUACGUUGUACGAA
Rhodofomes roseus is the source of this 1738-nucleotide messenger RNA. RefSeq names its product acid protease. The record is from RefSeq and is a predicted model, not a curated record. The transcript is spliced from 8 exons. Gene Ontology annotation, biological process: proteolysis. Lineage: Eukaryota; Fungi; Basidiomycota; Agaricomycetes; Polyporales; Fomitopsidaceae. Bases 202 to 1536 code for a protein of 444 amino acids. Gene Ontology annotation, molecular function: aspartic-type endopeptidase activity.